CGCGCGCGCCCUCUUCCCUUCUCGCUUCGAGGGCUGUUUUGCCGCCUUCCCUCAGCCUCAUCCCCUGGUGGCCGUUCCCAAAGGGAGACUUCGAGCAAGAGAUCGCGCGCCAUUCCGUUCCUCUCUCUUCUCCUCUUCGCCUAUUGAGCAUCAUCAUCCUUCGUGGGAAUCCCCCAACAGCUGGAGGCGUCUGCGGCCUGGAUGUGAAACCUCCGUGACUUGGGAGGGAAAGAACUCUCCUGUGCCAUGGAAACAAACAGCCACCAACUCCACCCCCAUCAGGAAACCUUGAACUCUGUUUGCCACAGCACUCUGAGCCUGAACUAUCACCCUCUCUCAAAGAGCUCCACAAAUCUGGCAGGCGUUGGCCGAGUGGGUUCUAAGGAGGGACAGAACAGCAGGCAGGAGCUGCGAAAGAGCCUCAGCAGCUCCGCCUGCCAAGCCCAGGCGAGGGAGAACGACGUCAGAAGCACACCUAGCUCUGCAUGGUCUUCAGCCCACUCAGAAAUUGCAUCCACUGCCCGAACUGUGAGCAGCCUGUCUCCAAGCGACAGCGUGCAGAGUGCCACCCAAAGCACAAACCAUUUCCUGGGUGUUGAGCAGCCCCCAGCGUCUGCGGGAGGGGUUGGCCCUACUAGGACACACACCAAGAGCAGUACCGCUGAGGAUGUGUCCGCAACCUGUGAUGCAAAUCUGCAGCAGGUGAGCACGAUGGAAGCACUGGGAGCUGCUGUCCAGAGAAGCCUUUCUGACCUGACGUGCAGCUGUAAGCAGCAGAGCUCCACUCCCCACAUGGAGACAAGUGCCACAUACUCUGCUAUGCGCUCCAGCAGCAGUUACGGGGCUGCGGCAGGCAGCGUAGCAUCCCCAAGACCGAGAUACGGAUCAGACACAUGUGAAAAUGCCCCCAGUUUCCAAAGUCACAUGAGUCGGGCCCCAAGUUUGCCUAGAGACCAAGAUGUGCCCACUAGCGUCUUUGACAAUGGUGCUGCAUCGCAAAAUGUGAACGUUUUUACAGACCCUGGAGCGUAUCACUCAGCUGUUCUUGGGCCGCAUAUGCCUGGAGACCACUUCUCAAACAGGGCUAUGUACGCCCAGGGUGGAAUUGUGUAUAGCAACUUUGCAGCUGGGAUGUACCCACCUGGCAUGGUGGCUAUCCAUAAUAGUACUGCUCUUCCUUACGGCAUGAGGCCGGAGUCUUCGAUGAAGAUAGAGGGCACCGUCCCGGCCUAUUGCCAUUCCUUGCCGAUCCCUUCCGUUCAGUUCAUCCCAAGGUUGGUCUGCUCAGUUAGUGAAUCGGGCAAAGGACAAGUGACCCCCGGGUAUUGCCAGUCCUUGCCCGCUACUGAAACGGCAACACUUCCAAAGCUAGUGUCGUCUGUGAGUGAGUCGGGCCUGGAUGCAAAGCGCAUCCUGCGCUGUUGCAGUGUGCGUGGGGAGCACAUGAUGCAUAUGCAGCCUUGCAUGCAACCGAGCAGGGCCCAAGAGGAAAUGAAGACAACGUACGUGGUGUUGAAUAGCCACCAGGACGGCGUCAACACUGUCCUGAAGACUAAGGACACAGGGACAAUGACCUCCAUGAAUGACCUCACCCGGGGAUUGCAGCCCCUUCUUGAGUGCAGAGAUGCAGAGGUACAAACCAUCCCAACGAAGGAAUGUAAAUCUGCAGCAACGAGCCCCUCGGUUGCAGCAGAAGGCCACCCUCACGUGUUCCCAGAGGUUAAUCUGGAGCCCGAGGCAGAGGGUGAGAAAUCUCCGGUGCGGGAGGUGAGGUGGGACGAUGAAGGCAUGACAUGGGAAGUUUAUGGUGCGGCUGUAGACCCCGAGGUCCUUGGCUUGGCCAUCCAGAAGCACCUUGAAAUUCAGAUAGAACAGUUUCAAACUGAACCGGAAGAGAUCUCUAGGAAAAGUACUGAGGAGCUGCCAGCUAAACAGGAAAAGAAAACCUCUUUCAGAACAAUGAUGCAUUGCCUAAGAAAUCCAGGCUGCUGUGCCCGUUCCAGCACAGCAGUGGAAUAAACUUUCCUAGCAGACUGCAAGACUAUUUUUUUUUAAAUAGUUGCAGAUAAACACGGGUACACAAUAUGGAGUCCCCUUGGAAUCGAAUUGGAAACUGUGAGCUGGUCUAAAAUAGAACUCUGCAAGGCAGAGGCUCCAGGGACAGUUUUUAGUAUAUAUAUCCCUGAUCUACAUAUUACUCACAAUGAAGUAGUAGAAUUUUGGACUGUUUUGUUUCAGAUUACAGGUGGGGUUGGGCUCUUUUUUUGAAUGCUCUUCCACAUGCAUAAAGCCUAACAACAUGCAUUGAACUAGCACAUGAGAGAGAGAGAGAACUGUGUUAAAUCUUCCUCCCUGCUGUGCUAGUUUGCUACACUUAGAGAGUGUUUUUGAGGAUGUCUGUAUUGCUUUUAGGGGGAGGGCGCUCAGUUUAAUCAGUUGUCUUGAAGCUAUGGACUCAUGUCUUCCUGACCCCUUCCUUGCUGCAUAGUUUAAAUAUGCUUUAAGUGAAAUAAACAAAUAAAAUACUAUUAUCCCCCAACCUGUAGCCUAAAGUGCUACAGAAUUAUAUAAAUUGUUAAAAUAUAUUAUUCUCUUCCUCUACCCUCAGCUUGAAGUGGUCAAGAAUUGUACCACCUUAUUUUGAGUAAUGUGUAGAUCUAUUAAAAGAAGAAGAAAGCCCAUAAUAAAAUACCUGCAUUUUAUAAAUGGUAUUGCUUUAUCCAGGUGAUCUAUUUCUGAAUAAUACUUCAAGCAAAUACUAUGUUUUUUCUGAACGACGGCUUGAAGCACAUCAUUGUAUUUCCCUGUACACGUAUGAAUUGUAAGAACCUUUUUAAAAACCAUGUAUAGUGAGAAAAUACUGACUUAGUGUUAAACUUUGGUCCCUGCAUUUGUCUUACUGCAACAUUGUGCAGGUAGUUUUAAAUACUAGAAUUCCAUUUUAUACUUUUUACAAAGAUGGCAUGUAGUAAUUUAUGAAAGCACACAAUUGAGUACACUCCUUGUUACUAGAUAGCUUAUUGGAUUACAAUGCUGUGUACAAUAAAACCUGUGACUUCA
This is a messenger RNA of Lacerta agilis (Sand lizard), 3060 nucleotides long. It is a transcript of the gene GPRIN2, whose product is annotated as G protein regulated inducer of neurite outgrowth 2. The coding region runs from base 247 to 2019 and encodes 590 amino acids. Gene Ontology annotation, cellular component: plasma membrane. Lineage: Eukaryota; Metazoa; Chordata; Lepidosauria; Squamata; Lacertidae. The transcript is spliced from 2 exons. The record is from RefSeq and is a predicted model, not a curated record. Gene Ontology annotation, biological process: neuron projection development.